CUUAUGACCACAAAAAGCGAACAAUGCCUGGAUAUAAAAGGAUUGGGCCAUUGCAUUUGGCUGCCAUGCAACCCAAUAUGAGCUCAUUUUCCACAAUCGCACUAAUUAUUUGCAAAUCAGAGCCAAACAUAUUUCUGGAUAAGCAGAACAACGAAUUUCGCGGUGUGAUUUGUUUUACGCUGCGCGACUCCAAACAUCACAUUACGAAUUGCAAAUGCUGGGGCUCGAGAACAAUGAUAGAGGAAUACAACUCCCAAUUACACAUUGGCGAUGUGGUGGAUGUGGUGGGCGCCAAAGUGAUGCAAUCAAAUGGAAACGUGACCUUGCGCUAUCAGCCAAAACCGACACUGCCCUGCGUGCUGGUUGUGAAUGAGGGUCAAGGAUUUGUGGCGCAGCACAAUCUGGAAGAUAUGGCCAAAUAUCAGGAGCUGCUGCAGCUACGCCACCUGCCGCACAAACCUAUGCAGGCAGCACUUAAAUUGGCCGAUGUGCGCACUGGGGUCCAAGAGCAGCGAUCUGCUGCGGCUGCGGUCCAAUAUGUGGACCUGCUUGUGGUUGUUGGCUCGCUGCGACCUGUGCGCGAGCUGAAGCGAAAAAAUGCGCGCGACGGUAACGAUUUGGUGCACUGCCUCGAGCUGGUGGUGUUUGACCAAAGUUGGCCAGAUGGCCUGGUCUUGACUUUAUGGCAUACAGAAUGGAUACAACACGCCAAGCGUUGCUGGCAGCCACGCAAAACUGUAUUGCAUCUGAUAGACGUGCGCGUCUCCUACUCUGAAUACUUUCGUAGUCCGGUGCUGGGGCUGGCCACAUGCACGAUCAUCUACGAGGAUCCACAGGGCGUGCAAUGCCAGGCAUUGGUGGAAUUUGCGGCCACUAUGCCGGCACGUAGUUUCGAUGUGUUUGCACAGGUUGGCUUUGACACGUUGCCAGCAGCGGAGGAGAUACGUACACAGAUGACAGUAAAACAGAUUUAUGCACGAGCCGAGGGUGAUUUAUGCGAUGCGGCCAUUGAUAAAUUUACCGCAGUGCUAUAUGCGAUGAUUACGAAGUUCGAUCUCGAUGGUUAUGUGGCGAAUAUUAGCAAAAGAUGCAAGGUGUGCCAACGACACAUACCCCAAGAUAAUAUUUACUGCAGCAACGAGAACUGCCAGCUAGAGUUCUCUAUGGAUCAGAGCGGAGUGCACUACGAGAAGUUCUUUAACAUCAACAUUCAACUGACCGAUCAUACGGGUACACUAAUCGAAACGCGUCUCACUAGUGGUGUAGCUGAGCAAAUCUUGGGACUCAGUGCGGAUGCCUUCGAGCAGCUAACACAGCGCCAAAAAGCGGAGCUUAAAUGGCGCUUUCUGUUAAAACAUUUUGCAGUUAAGCUGCUUGUAAAGAAACCAACAGUUAUGCGCCAGAAUCCGAUCAUUGCAGUUGUUGACAUGCAGUUAAUUGACAUUAAAAAGCUGAUUGACAACAUGACUGUCUUUUAAAAUGUUAUUUAAUUGUACAAUAUUUUUCGAAAUCCCUAAAAAGAUUAGUUCCAUUUCAUAUUCAUUGUUAAUACAACACAAUACAUUUAGGUAUUGCUUUAAAAUGUUCCAAAUAUUAAUCAUAA
This is a messenger RNA of Scaptodrosophila lebanonensis, 1603 nucleotides long. It is a transcript of the gene hdm, whose product is annotated as protein hold'em. NCBI's taxonomy places the organism in Eukaryota, Metazoa, Arthropoda, Insecta, Diptera, Drosophilidae. Gene Ontology annotation, biological process: resolution of meiotic recombination intermediates. Gene Ontology annotation, molecular function: single-stranded DNA 3'-5' DNA exonuclease activity; single-stranded DNA binding. Bases 24 to 1478 code for a protein of 484 amino acids. The record is from RefSeq and is a predicted model, not a curated record. The transcript is spliced from 3 exons.